Molecule: messenger RNA, 2609 nt
Organism: Eriocheir sinensis (Chinese mitten crab)
Lineage: Eukaryota; Metazoa; Arthropoda; Malacostraca; Decapoda; Varunidae
Gene: Vha55
Product: V-type proton ATPase subunit B
Exons: 8
Coding region: 130-1599 (489 amino acids)
Biological process (GO): proton transmembrane transport; ATP metabolic process
Cellular component (GO): proton-transporting V-type ATPase, V1 domain
Molecular function (GO): proton-transporting ATPase activity, rotational mechanism; ATP binding
Source: RefSeq, a predicted model, not a curated record
GCGCGUGUCCAUUGAUCAGCUGACAUCAUAUGACAGACGCCGCCGACCCAGUAAGUCCACUCCACAGUUUUCUCUCCUGCUCCUCACUGAUUCCACGCCCGGGUCCACAUUUCCGGUAUUUUGUAAGAAAUGACUAGUCUUGGCCACUUGGAGCAUGUUGCUGCUGUGCAGCGGGACUACAUCGCACAGCCACGUCUGUGCUACAAGACUGUGACUGGCGUCAAUGGCCCGCUGGUGAUCCUUGACGAUGUCAAGUUUCCCAAGUUUGCCGAGAUCGUUAAUCUCCAUCUGGCCGAUGGCACUGAGCGUAAGGGACAGGUGCUGGAGGUCAGCGGCGCCAAGGCUGUGGUUCAGGUGUUUGAGGGCACAUCAGGUGUGGAUGCCAAGCAUACCAUCUGUGAGUUCACUGGUGACAUUCUGAGGACACCUGUGUCUGAGGACAUGUUGGGCCGUGUGUUCAACGGGUCCGGCAAGCCCAUCGACCAGGGCCCCUCUGUGCUCGCUGAGGACUUCCUUGACAUCCAGGGUCAGCCCAUCAACCCAUGGUCCAGGACAUACCCUGAGGAGAUGAUCCAGACUGGUAUCUCUUCCAUUGAUGUCAUGAACUCCAUUGCCAGAGGUCAGAAGAUUCCCAUUUUCUCCGCUGCCGGUCUCCCUCACAAUGAAAUCGCUGCCCAGAUCUGUCGUCAGGCAGGUCUCGUCAGUCUGCACAGCAAGGGUGUGCUCGACGACCACAAGGACAACUUUGCCAUUGUGUUCGCUGCUAUGGGUGUCAACAUGGAAACCGCCCGAUUCUUCAAGCAGGACUUUGAGGAGAAUGGCUCCAUGGAGAAUGUGUGCCUCUUCCUGAAUCUGGCCAAUGACCCCACCAUUGAGCGUAUCAUCACCCCCCGUCUUGCCCUCACCACCGCCGAGUACCUCGCCUACCAGUGUGAGAAGCACGUCCUCAUCAUCCUCACAGACAUGUCUUCCUAUGCUGAGGCUCUUCGUGAGGUGUCUGCUGCCCGAGAGGAGGUGCCCGGCCGUCGUGGUUUCCCUGGUUACAUGUACACCGAUUUGGCCACCAUCUACGAGCGUGCCGGCAGGGUGGAGGGCCGAUCGGGCUCCAUCACACAGAUCCCCAUCCUUACCAUGCCCAACGACGAUAUCACUCAUCCCAUCCCUGAUCUUACUGGCUACAUUACUGAGGGCCAAAUCUACGUGGAGCGUCAACUGCACAAUCGUCAGAUCUACCCUCCCAUCAACGUGCUGCCUUCCCUCUCCCGACUCAUGAAGUCCGCCAUUGGUGAGGGCAUGACUCGUAAAGACCACUCUGAUGUGUCCAACCAGCUCUACGCCUGCUAUGCCAUUGCCAAGGAUCUGCAAGCCAUGAAGGCUGUGGUGGGUGAAGAAGCUCUCACUCCUGAUGACUUGCUGUAUCUUGAGUUCCUGGGCAAGUUCGAGAAGACGUUCAUCUCGCAAGGUCCAUACAUGAAGCGCAGCAUCUUCGAGUCCCUGGACAUUGGGUGGCAGCUGCUUCGUAUCUUCCCCAAGGAGAUGCUGAAACGUAUCCCUGCCUCAACGCUGGCAGAGUUCUAUCCUCGAGACAGGCCACAGUAAAGGGGCAAAGGACCUUCUCCAGUAUUUCAGUGGGAGUUUUAAAUCAGCUGGUUGUAUGUCUUGUCCCAGGUGUCUUGUUGGUCAACAGUUGUUCCAAGACAUGACUAACAGCAUGUUGUAUGUGUGGAAUUGUAAUGUUGUAAGAUACUCAGAAACUUGACUUCUUGUGUCCAGUAGUAGAUGAAGUAGAAAGUGUAAUAAUGUUGCAGUUUUAUGUAUGUUUUUAUUUUUAAAUUACAGAGAUGAGCCUUGUUCUAUUUAUACAGAGUAUAUUUUAUUUAUUUUCGAUGUUGAAAUCAAAGAAAUUUAAGUGCCAGUGUUCAGGUGAAAGUUAUUAAGCAACUAGCAACUUCCAUUAAUGAGUUAUUUUUUUGAGCUGUAGACAAAGAAAAAUUAUUCAGGGAAGUAUCAAGUACUUAGUAGAAAUAUGUCUGUACUGUACCAAUACUGAUAGAGCCAACGUCUUGAAGCAUAAUGUCACAUCCUGUGUAAAUCAUUCACUCGUCAGUAUCAUCAUAGUUGAUAUUUAUUUGACAUGCUGGGCAAUCAUCCUGGGGGUACAUGGUGCAGGGAGAUGGGGCUUGCCUGUCUGGCCUAGAAAGCCCUGCAGCCUUAGCCCAGUUACCUAUUAAUUAUGGUGCGCUGUGAACACCUGCCCUUCAAGUUUUGUAUAGGUUGUAGACAUAUACUGUUGUUGCCAAGCACAAUUUGUUGUAGUUAGGUGCGGUUGUACAUAUACAUGUAGUGGAACAGUUGUGUGGUGAGCAUAAUGGUUUUGAGGGUGAGAAGAGUCAGUGUCUACAUUUGAUUGUUGAAAGAUAUAGUUUAUGUACAUUCCAGGGUGUUGAUGCAGCUGCAUUUAAUUGAGAGAUAAUGAUUUGUCCUAUCUGUUGUUCUGUUUAUAAUGUGUAUAAUGAACUCUAAAAGAUAGGGUCUCUUCUGGGUGGGUCAGUGUCUUAACCUGUUUAAACCCUGACUCAGUGGUAUUAAUAAAGUGUAUAGUAAAUGUC